Messenger RNA from Cyphellophora attinorum, 1137 nucleotides. RefSeq names its product Vanillyl-alcohol oxidase. The transcript has 2 exons. Bases 1 to 1137 code for a protein of 378 amino acids. The record is from RefSeq and is a predicted model, not a curated record. Gene Ontology annotation, molecular function: catalytic activity; flavin adenine dinucleotide binding. Lineage: Eukaryota; Fungi; Ascomycota; Eurotiomycetes; Chaetothyriales; Cyphellophoraceae.
AUGCCUGGAGCCGACGGCGCCGACAACGACUGCUGGCAAUCGUUCCAAGCAGCAUACGGCCCCUACGUAGACGGCAUCUUCUCCCAAUCGAACUACGGCAUUGUCACAAAGAUGGGCUUCUGGCUCAUGCCCGAAACAGACCACCAAUCAUACAUGAUCACCUUCCCACGCGACUCGGAUCUCGGUCGCAUCGUCGAGAUCAUCAAGCCACUUGCUCAAAAGCGCAUCCUAGGCAACAUCCCACAGCUACGCCACGUCAUCCAGGAACUGGCUGUCACAGGAAAACCACGGUCUCAUUGGUACACAGGCACAGGCACAAUGCCACGGGACGUCAUCGCUAAGCAUGCCGCCACCCAGCCCUGCGGCGACGUUGCAUGGUGUUUCUACGGCACACAAUACGGCGACCGUGCCAGCAUCAACUCCCAAAUCGCGCUGCUGAAGACUGAAUUCGCAGCCGUGCCAGGGAUGAAGUUCUAUCUGCCUGAAGACAUGCCAGCCGAUCACUACCUCCACUCCCGUGCAUUGGUCUGCAGCGGAACGCCAGUCCUCAAAGAACUCGACUGGCUGAACUGGACACCGAACGCAGCGCAUCUCUUCUUCAGCCCAAUCCUCCCCACGCGCGCUAGAGAUGCAGAGAAAGCUUUCGAGAUCAUUACGCGCCUGCACAAGAAGUACGGCUUUGAUCUCCUGCCUACCUGCUGUAUAGCGGGCCGCGAGAUGCACACGAUCGUCAACAUCGUCUACGAUCGUUAUGAUGCGGACGCUAAGCGUCGUGCUAUGGGCUGCAUGCGUGAGAUGAUUAGAGAGUGCGCUAAGCAGGGCUAUGGCGAGUACCGUACACAUUUGUUGUUUCAGGAUCAGGUUGCGGAAAGCUACAGCUGGGGAGGUGGUGCUUUGAGGAAGUUCAACGAGACGAUCAAGGAUGCAUUGGAUCCGAAUUCGAUCAUGAGCCUGGCAGGAAUGGCAUUUGGGGGAAGAGGUUUAGGGGGAAAGGGUGGGAGAUACUGGAUGGAGAUAAGCGGGACAUACUCAGAGACGGCGAAGAAGAAACAGGAAGAAAGUCGAGCGAAAGGCGACUACUUAUACAUCGCCAGACAAGUGAAGAUCGAGGAGAACGCCAAGAACCCACUCCAGUGA